GAAACGCGGAAGACAGUGACGUUUGUUGAUUUCUGGAUUUACACACACCGGCGCUAUUUUGAUCAAUCCUAGCAUUUCAGACAUGUUUGUAAGGCAAUGAAAGUGCUGUUUAUGCCACUGUGGGUUAAAGACGUCAAAGAGAGGAGCACGAGCGGCUGUUUGUCCGUCAGAAUCUCAGUGUUCGAUAAGGUUUAUCAGUGGUGAUGGCUAUCCUGUUUGCCGUGGUGGCUCGAGGAUCAACCGUUCUAGCUAAGCAUGCGUGUUUCUCUGGCAACUUUCUGGAAGUGACUGAACAGAUCCUGGCCAAAAUCCCAUCUGAAAACAACAAGCUCACAUAUUCUCACGGCAGCUAUCUUUUCCACUACAUCUGCCAUGAGCGGAUUGUCUAUCUGUGCAUCACUGAUGAUGAGUUUGAGCGGUCCCGUGCGUUUGGCUUCCUCAAUGAGGUAAAAAAGAGAUUUCAGACCACAUAUGGCUCUCGAGCACAGACCGCACUGCCCUACGCCAUGAACAGUGAGUUUUCCAGCACACUGGCUGCACAAAUGAAACAUCACUCAGAUCCCAAAGGCUCAGACCGACUGACAGAAACACAGAUGCAAGUAGAUGACUUGAAAGGCAUUAUGGUGCGGAACAUUGACCUCGCCCUCAUUGACUACAGAGACUUACAAACACAGGACGACAGCAGUGUUUCCUGUUAUGUUCCCGUCAACGUAUCAUCAUCAUCAUCAUCAUCCUCCUCGUCAUGUUGAUGUUACUCGUAUUUGAUUCUUUGGGUUCUUUUCACGGUGUUGUGAUGCAGAUCAACUAGAUGGAGAAUUUAAAGAAGUAAUUCACCAAUAAAUAAAUGUUCUGUC
Messenger RNA from Danio rerio (zebrafish), 854 nucleotides. The record is from RefSeq. NCBI's taxonomy places the organism in Eukaryota, Metazoa, Chordata, Actinopteri, Cypriniformes, Danionidae.